AUGACAGGAUCUGAAACGUUCCAGUCAAAACUGGAAAACCGAUUCGCUGCCGUGGAAACCACAAUCGACGUAAACCAGAACCUCAAAAAUGUGGUUCAGAUCCUCAGGGAAGAAGGUAUGAGAUUUUGUGAAAUGCAGCGUAAGGGCAGGAAGUCGAAGCUUUCAGAAAGGACCCUAGGGCUGAUGAAGAAACGACGUGAAAACCCACCUGUCACUUUGUCGGCAAAGCGGACUCUAAACCGAGAGAUCAGUAAACUCGUACGACACGACCUCCGGUGCUCCAAUACUCUUUCAAUUGAAAGAGCGAUCGAGCAAAAUCGGGGGUCAAAAGUGUUCGUACAAUCUCUUGGAAGAAGCCACCUGACAAAGUUGACUACAGAAAGUGGAGAAGUCGUUGCUUCGAAGCCGGCAGUCCUUUUGGAAGUGGAAAGCUUCUAUGGCCGGUUAUACGCUUCGCAUGCAUCUCGACCUGAUCCCGAAAAUGAGAACUCUAGAGCCACAUUAACACGUCACUACACCGAAGACCUGCCAGAAAUUAGCAUUGACGAAAUCGAGAUGGCUCUUGGACAGCUGAAAAAUGGAAAAGCCCCUGGAGAGGAUGGCGUUACAACAGAGCUGCUGAAGGCCGGGGGUAAACCCGUACUAAGGGAGCUCCAAAAGCUCUUCAACGCUGUCCUGUUUGAAGGGAGAACUCCAGAAGCGUGGAGUAGGAGUGUGGUCGUCUUGUUCUUCAAAAAGGGUGACAAGACCAGGUUGAAGAACUAUCGACCCAUAUCCCUUCUAAGCCACGUCUACAAGCUGUUUUCGAGAGUCAUCACGAACCGUCUUGCGCGAAGACUCGACGAAUUCCAACCACCGGAGCAAGCUGGGUUUCGGAGCGGAUAUGGCACCAUAGACCACAUCCACACAGUGCGGCAGAUUAUACAGAAGACCGAAGAAUAUAAUCAGCCCCUGUGUCUAGCAUUCGUGGACUAUGAGAAAGCCUUUGACUCGAUCGAGAUCUGGUCUGUUCUGGAGUCCCUGCAGCGUUGCCAAGUAGAUUGGCGAUACAUCAAAGUGAUGAGAUGUCUCUACGAAGCCGCCACCAUGUCCGUCCAAGUACAGAAUCAGCAAACAAGGCCCGUACCAUUGCAUCGAGGAGUGAGACAAGGGGACGUUAUUUCCCCGAAAUUGUUCACAAAUGCAAUGGAGGACAUGUUCAAGACGCUGCACUGGAAAGGGCGUGGCAUCAAUAUCAAUGGCGAAUACAUCUCUCACUUGCGAUUUGCAGAUGACAUCGUCAUCAUGGCAGAGACGUUGCAGGACCUACAGCAAAUGCUGAAUGACUUAGCUGACACUUCUGUACGCAUCGGCCUACGGAUGAACUUGGAUAAAACCAAGGUCAUGUUCAACGAACAUGUACUACCGGAACCGAUUGCGGUACACGGUGCCGUUCUCGAAGUUGUUCAAAAUUAUGUGUACCUCGGGCAGACAUUGCAGUUAGGUAGAAACAACUUCGAGGACGAGGUGAACAGAAGAAUUCGGUUGGGUUGGGCAGCGUUUGGGAAGCUACGUCGAGUCUUCUCAUCGUCGAUCCCACAGUGCCUUAAGACGAAAGUCUUUAAUGAGUGCGUCCUACCCGUCAUGACAUACGGAGCUGAAACGUGGACACUUACGGUACGGCUGGUCCACAAGUUCAAAGUCGCUCAACGUGCUAUGGAAAGGGCUAUGCUCGGCGUUUCUCUAAGGGAUCGCAUCAGAAAUGAGGUGAUCCGGCAGAGAACUAAGGUCACCGACAUAGCGUACCGGAUCAGCAAGUUGAAGUGGCAGUGGGCUGGCCAUAUUAGCCGCAGAACCGAUAACCGUUGGGGAAAACGAGUUCUUGAGUGGAGACCGCGUCUCGGCAAACGUAGUGUAGGACGCCCACAGGCCAGGUGGAGUGACGAUUUGCGCAAGAUGGCUGGCAGGAGCUGGAUGCGAGAAGCCCAAAAUCGAUCUAAGUGGCGUGCAAUGGGAGAGGCCUAUGUCCAGCAGUGGACUGCGAUAGGCUGA
Messenger RNA from Arctia plantaginis, 2031 nucleotides. The record is from the annotation of a GenBank genome assembly. Lineage: Eukaryota; Metazoa; Arthropoda; Insecta; Lepidoptera; Erebidae.